AUGGCCGGGGCCGUCACCACUAAGACGGCGUGGAAGCUGCAAGAGAUCACGGCUCACAGCAGCAAUGUAUCCUCACUAGUCCUGGGGAAAAGUUCAGGCCGGCUGCUGGCAACUGGAGGAGAUGACUGUCGGGUCAACAUAUGGUCAGUUAACAAGCCUAACUGCAUCAUGAGCUUGACAGGCCAUACAACGCCCAUUGAGAGCCUACAGAUCAAUACGAAUGAGGAACUCAUUGUUGCAGGGUCCCAGUCAGGGUCCAUUCGAGUUUGGGACCUGGAAGCUGCCAAAAUUCUUCGUACCUUACUCGGUCACAAAGCGAAUAUCUGCAGCCUUGAUUUCCAUCCUUUCGGAAGCUUUGUGGCAUCUGGCUCUUUGGACACAAACAUUAAGCUCUGGGAUGUGAGAAGAAAAGGCUGUGUCUUCAGGUACAAGGGUCACACAGAAGCAGUUCGAUGUCUCCGCUUUAGUCCUGAUGGGAAAUGGUUAGCCUCUGCUGCUGAUGAUCACAGUGUAAAGCUGUGGGAUCUGGCUGCUGGGAAGAUAAUGUUUGAGUUUACAGGACAUACGGGCCCAGUAAACGUUGUUGAAUUCCAUCCCAACGAAUACCUUUUGGCUUCCGGCAGCUCUGACAGGACUGUUCGGUUCUGGGACUUGGAGAAGUUUCAAGUUGUGAGCUGUAUUGAAGAGGAGGCUACCCCUGUCAGAUGUGUGCUCUUCAACCCAGAUGGCUGCUGCUUGUAUAGUGGCUUCCAGGAUUCACUGCGUGUGUACGGCUGGGAGCCUGAGCGCUGUUUUGAUGUGGUCUUGGUGAACUGGGGAAAAGUAGCUGACUUAUCUAUCUGCAACAACCAGCUGAUAGGAGUUUCCUUUGCGCAAAGCACAGUCUCUUCCUUCGUUGUGGAUCUCAGCAGAGUCACAAAGUCGGGUUCCAUUCCUCAUGGGCUGAUCAGGGACGACGAGCCUCUUGUGCCACCUACCCCCACAGGGUCCUCCCUUCGCCGCAUCUAUGACAGGCCCUCAACUAGCUGCAGCAAACCGCAAAGAGUGAAGCACAACUCGGAGAGCGAGAGGCGCAGUCCCAGCAGUGAAGAUGACCGGGAUGAGAAGGAAUCAAAGGCUGAGAUCCAGAACCCAGAGGAUUACAAAGAGAUCUUCCAGCCCAAGAACGCUAUCUGUCGAACUCCUCCUCGAAACAACGAGCCCUUUCCAGCCCCUCCUGAGGAUGAGCCCAUAACUGCAAAGGAAGCAUUGAAAUCCAGCCAAGCUGUGGAUGUCCAGACCCCGUUGCCAAAGCAAGAACUUGUAUGUACUAGGCCACCUAUUGCCUCCUCAACUCCUUUGACAAGAACAGAGCCGUCAGUGAUUCCUGCAGCCAGGAAUGAGCCCAUUGGCUUGAAGGCCUCUGACUUUCUACCAGCUGUGAAAAACCAAAGCCAGACUGAGCUUGUGGAUGAGGAAGCCAUGUCCCAGAUAAGGAAAGGCCACGAGACCAUGUGUGUGGUACUCACUAGCCGUCACAAGAAUCUGGAUACUGUGCGGGCUGUAUGGAGCAUCGGUGACAUCAAGAACUCUGUGGACUCUGCAGUGGCAAUCAACGAUCUGUCUGUUGUCGUGGACCUCUUGAAUAUUGUCAACCAAAAAGCGUCUCUCUGGAAGCUGGAUUUGUGUACUAUAGUCCUGCCGCAGAUAGAGAAGCUACUCCAAAGUAAAUACGAAAGUUAUGUGCAGACUGGUUGCACCUCCCUGAAACUCAUUCUCCAGAGAUUCCUGCCACUGAUCACAGACAUCCUUGCUGCACCACCUUCUGUUGGAGUGGAUAUCACCAGAGAGGAAAGGCUCCAUAAGUGCAAGCUGUGCUACAAGCAGCUGAAAAACAUUAGCAACAUCGUCAAGAACAAGUCUGGGCUCAGUGGCCGUCAUGGUAGUGCCUUUCGGGAACUGCAUCUCCUCAUGGCUGUCCUGGAGUGACAGCCGCCACCUCCUCAUGUGCAAACACAGGUGGCCAAGCUCCUCUAUGCUGUUUAAUCCAUCUGGCUGGAUUUCACCUCUCUCCGUGUGUCCAUCUUCCCCCCACAGCACAGUAGGGAAGUGGAGUCUCGCUGGCUGG
Molecule: messenger RNA, 2107 nt
Organism: Nipponia nippon (crested ibis)
Lineage: Eukaryota; Metazoa; Chordata; Aves; Pelecaniformes; Threskiornithidae
Source: RefSeq, a predicted model, not a curated record